Molecule: messenger RNA, 2319 nt
Organism: Rotaria sp. Silwood2
Lineage: Eukaryota; Metazoa; Rotifera; Eurotatoria; Philodinida; Philodinidae
Source: the annotation of a GenBank genome assembly
AUGAGUGGUGAUUUAACUUAUGUACAAGAUCAAAUGGUACAUGAUGAAUUUAUUAAUAAUCUAAAAUCUUUAUCUGUGUCACAAUCGCCAAGUACUUACGCUGAUGCUAUUAAAGAAUUAAAUAUUCUAUUGAAACGUUCAAUACAGAAUGGUUGUUUAAGUAAUAACAAACCAUUUGCUUUUAGAAUUAUUGAUAAUUUUUAUCGAAUAGUUCCAUUAUUUGAUAAAAUAUUAUCAAAUUAUGAUAGAGAUGGUUAUAAUAAUUUUGUUGAAACAAGAACUUUUUUGGAAACAUUAGCAAACGCUUUUGAUGGUGUAUGUCUUUUUGAAAUAUUUACUGUACUUAAAGAUAUAUCACCAGUUCAACUUUUAUUUCAAAAUUAUAUUGUUCUACUUAAAGAAACUUAUUUUACUGACAAUAAAAAAUAUGAUGAUCUUGCUGUUUGUAUAUUGCCAAUUUUAGCAUAUUCAAGUGUAUUAACACCAGUAACUGAAGAUAAAAUUCCAGAAAAUCUUCUUACAUAUUUAUUAACAUUUACUAAACGUCAUUGGUUAUCUCAACAUCGAGAAAUGAUUAUUAAAAGUAUUCUAGGUUUAGUAAAAGCUUUUUCAAAAAAUCCUUUACUUGUACCAAUGAUUAUUCGUAAUAAAUGGCCUCAUGCAUGUGUUCAAUGGUUAGUUAAUAGUGAUGUAAACAAUAGUGUAAGACCAUCAUAUAUAAUUGAUUAUUCUAUAUGUCUUAUUAUUCAAAAACUUGCUCGACAUACACUUGGUGUUCAAAUUCUCAAUCAAUUAAAUUGCCUAAAACGAAUUGAUGAAUGUCAAGAAGUAAUGAAAAAAUAUCAUACAGAAAUUCAAUACAAUUGUUUACAUGUUCUUCAAUAUAUGAUCUAUGCACUUUUAAUUGAAGAAGAUGAAAUAAAACAAAUAUCAUUAUUAAAUGAUAAUCGUAUGUGUCUUGUUAUUAAUGAACUUGUUUUAUACACAAUUGAAGCAUCACAUGCUGAGUAUUUCUUUUAUAAAUGUUUUCAUAUAUCAGAAAUGUUAAGUGUACUUAGUAAAUUAUUUGUUAAUGAUGAUGUUCUUUUAAAAUUUGUUAAUGAAAAUAAUCAAUUAUUUGAUUGUUUAUGUCAAUUAAUGAUUCAUUUUUCUAAUCUAACUUUUGAUACAAGUCGAACUCAUCAUCCAACAAAUGAUGAAACAUUAGUUUUAUUAACAAAUCUUUUUUGGAGUAUAUCAUUUCAUAAAUGUUAUCAUGAAAAAUUUCAAACAAAUUCCAUACUGAUGAAUAUAAUAUCAAAUUUAGCUACAUCAUCAUAUAGAUGUGCACAAAUAAAAUCAAUUUCACGUGAUAUGUGUUCACUGAAAAAAGCAGCUGAAGGAAUUCUAUGGAAUUUAAAACCAUCAUCACCAUCAACAUCAAGUCAAAUAUCAAAUGAAAAAUUUGAACAACAACCACUUGCUAUGAUUAGUUAUUCACAUAGUGAUACCGUAUUUUGUCGAGAACUUGUUGAACAUAUAUCUGCUUAUGUUCCUAUUUGGGUUGAUUAUAAACAAGCAAAAGAUACAAUUGCUCAUUCAGAUGAUCUUUGGGAAGAAAUUGCUUGUGCUAUGGAAGCGGCUACUGUCAUUGUUUUAAUUGUUUCAAAAGAUUAUUAUAAUUCCAAAUCAUGCCGACAAGAACUUUCAUAUGCAAGUGAUGCUCUUAAAAAACGUAUUAUACCUAUUUAUCCUCCUAAUCAACAAUAUCGAGCUAGUGGUUGGCUUGGUAUUCGAAUAGCUGGACAAAAAUAUAUUCAUUUUGGACGAAAAUCAUUUAUAGAUGCUAUUAAAGAACUUUCAUCUACAAUUCUUACUGAUCAUAAAUCUACUAUUGAACCAUCAAAAGAACCAGUUGCAUGUUCAUCAUGUGAAACAAUUCCAAAACAAAUGAUCGAUAAAGAAAAUAAAUUAUUAUUAAUAUUACAAAAUUGGACCAAACAAGAUAUUCGAAAAUGGUUUGACGAUAAUCAUAUACAUAAUGAUUUAAUAACACUUUAUAUUGAACAAUUUCAUACUGGUACAGCUCUCAUUGUUUAUGCACGUCAUUUAAAAUUAUUUUAUCGUAAUGAAUAUAUUCGAAUAUAUAAAAAAUAUUCGAAAAUAUUUCAUGGAAAAAAACUUAAUACACUUGAUUUUAUUACAUUUGUUGAUGCCCUUUAUCGAUUACGUACUGAAUAUGAUCCAAAUUCUACAAUAGAGGAUAGUUAUGAAAAAUUUAGUGAACAACAAUUAUCAUAUAGAGUAAAAACUUCCGAAGAAGCAGCAACUCAGCUAUAA